Molecule: messenger RNA, 909 nt
Organism: Tetrahymena thermophila SB210
Lineage: Eukaryota; Ciliophora; Oligohymenophorea; Hymenostomatida; Tetrahymenidae
Product: methylisocitrate lyase
Exons: 6
Molecular function (GO): catalytic activity
Source: RefSeq, a predicted model, not a curated record
AUGUCUUUCCUUAACAAUUGCAAAACUUUCAGAAAGUUGAUGACCAACGACUGCAUCAUGGUUCCUGGUGCAUUCAACGGUAUGAGUGCUAGAAUCGCUGCUGAAAAUGGCUUCAAAUCUCUUUAUGUUUCAGGUGCUGCUGUUACUGCUUCCACUGGUGUUCCAGAUAUUGGUUUGGUCACUUUGGAUGGUUUCUGCAAAGUCAUUAAGGAAGUUUCAAUGGCCAGUGGUCUUCCAGUUAUUGCUGAUGCUGAUACCGGUUUCGGAGAAGGAGAAAUGUGCGCUAGAACUGUUUGGGAUUACUUCUAAGCUGGUGCUUCAGGUUUACAUAUUGAAGAUCAAGUUUUCCCUAAAAGAUGUGGUCAUCUUGAUGGAAAAGCUUUAGUUCCUAAGGAAGAUUUUGCUAAAAAAGUUUAAAUCGCUGUUGAUGCCAGUAAGAAAUGCUCUGAUGGAGAAUUCGUUAUCUGUGCUAGAACUGAUGCUCGUUCUGUUGAAGGUUUAGAUGCCGUUAUUGAACGUUCUAAGGCUUACAUUGAUGCUGGUGCAGACAUGAUCUUCCCUGAAGGUUUAAACACUGCUGAAGAAUUCAGAGUUGUUGCUUAAGCUUUGAAGGGUUAUGGUCCCAAGGGUGGUCCCUACUUACUUGCCAAUAUGACUGAAUUUGGUAAGACUCCUUACAUCCACGUUAACGACUUCAAAUCAUGGGGAUAUAAUAUUGUUAUCUAUCCUGUCUCAAGUUUAAGAGUAGCUAUGAAGGCUGUUGAUGAUUUAUUCAAGCAACUUGCUGCUGACGGUACUCAAGAAAAAUCAGUUCCUGACAUGCAAACAAGAAAGUAAUUAUAUAGCACUUUGGGUUACACUCCUGGUGUUGAAUGGAUUUAUCCCAACAUGACCACCAAGAGAAACUGA